GCGUAAGUUGAUGUGUAUCUACGUCUUGCUUUUCGUGAUCCGCUGUAAUUUGACCGCAUAAUGGAAGUAUAUUGAUAGCGACCGGGGGACAACUAUUCGCGAACCAAGAUCUCGACCUGAGCACAAAGACGCCGCAUACACAUCUCCCGCGGAGGGAGAAGGAGUAGUAGUAAGCGAAAAGAAGGAAAAGAAGGAGGAGUCGCAGGAGACCUGCAGACGACAACGAUGGAAGGGGAGCCGCUGUGUGAGAGUUUGCCGCAGCAGACGCUAAGUGACAGCUCCUCUGUGAACGAAUUUGACGAACUGAAGCAGAAACUAUCUCAGCUAUGCAGCGAAGCGAGCGACGACGCCGCCCCCUGCCGGGACAGGACGCCGCGCACAUGCAAGGACAGACACGUCGAACAAGACGUCGGCGCGCAGCCUGAGUGUGCGACGGCAGACGACGACGAGAACGAUGACGAGAUGGAGGAGAUUCCGGCGACAUUCAGAAGGCCAAAGUCGAAGUCCCUGCCUGGUGAAAUGAUCGAGAUCCACACGAACAUCUUACUGCAGCAGCGCAUGGAGAGAAUGGACGACCUCGCUCCUCACUCAGCCAUCCAUCCACGCCGCAAGGUCAGCUUUCCUGCUGAAGGGUAUUUACCCAUGAGACUGCGAAAGAACUCCAUACCGGAAGAAGUGGAGCCGACGCUAGAACAGAUAUCAAGAUUUCAAUCUAUUUCACGAGGUGUCCUGCCAGCAACGGUGGACGAUGACGACGAGAGCGAGGAGCGCCUGGCCGACGACAGCGACGAACAUUCGUUAGGCGACGUCAAGUAUCCCUCGUCGCGCGACGACACCGAGACAACAGCCGACCAGCCGACGGAAUGCCAGCAGCAACAGCAACCGAAACAGAAGAAACUGCUGCUGCGUAAAAACACUCCCGCGAAUUUUCCGAAGAUAUCAAAGAUCGAUUUUCACGGACCGAAAGCUGGCGGUUCGUUAGCAUCAGAGGACGUCAGCGAAAAGACAUCCGAGGCGGGAGCAGCCGGCGGACAAAACCGAAGGCGAAGACUAGAACUGUAG
Messenger RNA from Priapulus caudatus, 1062 nucleotides. RefSeq lists its product as uncharacterized. Bases 226 to 1062 code for a protein of 278 amino acids. The record is from RefSeq and is a predicted model, not a curated record. Lineage: Eukaryota; Metazoa; Priapulida; Priapulimorpha; Priapulimorphida; Priapulidae. The transcript is spliced from 7 exons.